CUCUCAGGGGGUGAGAAGCGCCGGGAGAGCCUGCAGUCACCCCGUUUUGACUACUACGGGGCUGAGCCCGCCGCACUGGACCUCAGUGAUGCUGAGCUGCCCCAUGUCAUCGAGAUCUAUGAUUUCCCUUCGGACUUCCGCACCGAGGACCUGCUGCGUGUCUUCUGCAGCUAUCAGAAGAAAGGCUUUGAUAUUAAGUGGGUGGACGAUACGCAUGCCCUGGGCAUCUUCUCCAGCCCCAUAGCAGCACGCGAUGCCCUCAGCACCAAACACCUGAUGGUGAAGACGCGCCCGCUCUCCCAGGCCACCCGUGCCUCUAAAGCCAAAGCCAGGGCAUAUGCCGACUACCUGCAGCCAGCCAAAGAGCGCCCCGAAACAUCGGCCGCCCUGGCCAGGCGACUGGUGAUCGGUGCCCUGGGAGUACGCAGCAACCAGACACGAGCCCAGCGAGAUGCUGAGCGGAGGAAGCUGCAAGAAGCCCGAGAGAGGAAGCGCUUGGAGAACAAGCAACGGGAGGAUGCCUGGGAGGGCCGGGAUUGA
Molecule: messenger RNA, 540 nt
Organism: Merops nubicus (carmine bee-eater)
Lineage: Eukaryota; Metazoa; Chordata; Aves; Coraciiformes; Meropidae
Gene: R3HCC1L
Product: R3H domain and coiled-coil containing 1-like
Exons: 5
Molecular function (GO): nucleic acid binding
Source: RefSeq, a predicted model, not a curated record